AUGCCAACGCAAUUAACGUUCGUAUUCUUGUACGUUAUUCACCUCUCCGCCUACACGUUUCAGACGAUGGUGGGGGAGGUUGUUAGCUCAAGGGUCGCCGGCGACGCGCCGCGGAGCGCGCUAGCCGCUCAGUCGAGGUGCGAACGCCGCGAGUUUCGGACGAACGAUCAAUCAACGACCACAGCAACCAUGGUUUACGAGAGCGAUUUCUACACCACCCGCCGCCCCUACAGGCCCUCCAGCUACAGCGUAACGCGGCCGACUCUCGGCGACUGGGAGAAGGUGCCGUUCGUGCCGCGGCCCAGCCUCGUGCCGGACCCGGUGACGGCGUUCGGGCGCCGCGGCAGGAGCGGGGCGCGCCCCUCGCUCCUCGACCCGGUCGCGCGCCAGAACAUCGCGCCGAAGCCCGAGUCGAAGCUGGCGCCGCUCGCGCCGUACGUGUCGCCGCGCGAGCAGACCCGCGAGCGCGUGCUGGCGGCGGUCGGCCAGAGGGAGCGCGCGUUCGAAUCCGACCCGCUGGGCACCCCGCGCGACCACAUGGACGUGCUCCUGGCGCACGCGCACGGCCGCCCGCUGCACGCGCCGCGCCGCCACCCGGUCGGGGUCGGUGUAGGGGGCGCGCGGGUGCUAAGGGCGCGGUUGUUGCAGACGCCGCGGCACUACGUGGUGGUGGACCGGGAGCCGCUGCCGAGGCGCGCCGAGGAGCAGUACUCUUACUCUUACUCGAGCAGCAGCGAGCGCUCGACGGGCAGCGGGCUGCCGCAGCGCAGCUCUUACAGCAGCACGGUGGAGCGGCGCUCGGGCACCGGCCCGGGCGGCUACAGCUACAGCAGCGAGCGCACCAGCAACCUCGGCGGCCCCGGCGGCUACUCCUACUCGUCGACGAGCAGCGGCCGCCUGCCAUACGGAACCACCUACCGCCACUACUCUUACCGCCCGCUGACAUCCGUCUACUACCUAUCGCCCUUAGUAUCGUAUUACAAUGUCCCGUACGUAACGUACAUACCCAAGCUGUCACAGGCUGAGCUCAUCUACCGGCCGCAGCAUCGCGCUCUCACCCGACUCGCCACGUACCCCGAGGCGCCACACCACGUGGUGCGCGUGCGCGUGCGUCCCUCCGUCAUCCUGAGGGAACUGGACAGGAUCGCUUACCGCCGCCGCCCCGCGCUGGCCGUCUCCGCUGUCGACGACUUCUUCCGCUCCGAAUCCACCAAGUCGUUCGAAGACGAAACUCGUCGCAUCCGCGCCGACACCGCGGCGCUCCUGCAUCGCGCCCGCUCCGUCGUCCCGCGCGCCAAGUCUGUCGCGCCGCUCGACACCAUCUACUCGUACUCCUACGGGGAGCCCGUGCCGUACCGCUUCAGCAAUGAUGCGUACGUAGCCAAACUCCUUCUGCCGCUGCGCAGCGUAACAGACAGCAUCCACAGCAUCUCGUUUUACAACGAGCCCGCCAAGAAGUUCACAGGGCGCGGCCACCUCGCGUGCGUGCACUACUCGGGCAAUAGGGCGUUCUCCAACCGGCGGCCGCUCUACAAGGAGCUGAGCAUCAGGGAUGACGUUAACCUGCUCUCGUUUUACGCGAAGAAUAGACUUGCCGCGGCCGGUUUGGCCGGCGAGAAGGCCACAGUGAAGCUACUCCCGUGGAGGCCGAGCCGCAAGUUCCAGGCGCCGUCCAUGAUGGAGGACCCCGGCCUCGAGCUGAAGGCCGCGAAGGCGGAACGCGCCGCCCGCUUCCGCGCCACCACGGCGGAGCCCGUGCUCGCGCCGGCCACGGACCUGGCCGAGAUCAAGAGGAAACGGCAGGAGGAGGCGCGCGCCGCAGAGGAAAAGGCCCUAAAGGAGGAGGCAAAACGAGAGGCGGAGCGUAAGGCUCAGGCUGAAAGGGAAGCGGCAGAGAAGAAGAAGGCGGAAGAGGAAGCGCGUAAGGCUGAAGAGGCCAAGCGCAAGGCUGAGGAAGAAGCAAGAAAAGCGGAGGAAGAAGCCAGGAAAGCCGAAGAAGCAAGGAAGGCUGCGGAGGAGGCUAAAAAAGCUGAAGAGGCACGGCUCGCUGAAGAGGCGCGGUUAGCCGAGGAAGCUAGAUUAGCUGAAGAAGCUAGAAAAGCAGAAGAAGCGAGAUUAGCAGAGGAAGCUCGCGUGGCAGAAGAAGCCCGAUUGGCCGAAGAAGCUAGACUAGCAGAAGAAGCGAGAUUGGCGGAAGAGGCACGAUUGGCUGAAGAAGCUAGAUUAGCUGAGGAGGCUCGCCUUGAAGAAGAAAGAUUAGCUGAGCAAAGGAGACAGGAGGAACUAGCCCGUCUAGAAGAAUUGGAACGACAGGCUCAAGAAGAACGUGAAGCAGAAUUGGCAAGACAGGCUGCUGAAUUAGCUGAAAUCGCUAGACAAGAAUCUGAGCUGGCUGCACAACGUCUCGAAGAAUUAUCGCACAGUGGCUCUGCCGCUGAGGUUGCUGAAGUGGAGGGCGGCGACCUACCUGAGGUUGACAGCCAACCUAUUGUCGAGGAGCCAGAAAGUCCCGAAGUAAUCCCCGAUGCUAUUGCUGGUCAGCCCGAUGCCGCUGAAGUAAGCGAAGACGAAAAGGCGGAGCCAGAUGUAACGGACGAAGAG
Messenger RNA from Iphiclides podalirius (scarce swallowtail), 2601 nucleotides. The record is from the annotation of a GenBank genome assembly. Lineage: Eukaryota; Metazoa; Arthropoda; Insecta; Lepidoptera; Papilionidae.